This is a messenger RNA of Durio zibethinus, 614 nucleotides long. RefSeq names its product ubiquitin-fold modifier 1. Gene Ontology annotation, cellular component: nucleus; cytoplasm. Lineage: Eukaryota; Viridiplantae; Streptophyta; Magnoliopsida; Malvales; Malvaceae. The record is from RefSeq and is a predicted model, not a curated record. Gene Ontology annotation, biological process: protein K69-linked ufmylation.
GCCAGAAGCUAGGGGACAUGAUAUUUCAUUUUUAUUAUGGAACAAAUUGCCUCAUAAACACGCGAGAUUAAAAAAAAAAAACAAAAACAAAAAUUUAUUCCACCAAAAGAAAGAAAAAAAAACAAAAACUAUAUAAUCGGAUCUCUCUCUAGUCGAAACAACUUCAGAAAUCUGAAAAAAAAAAGGGGAGAAAUGGCGAGUGGUGGAAAAGUGUCUUUCAAGGUCACUCUUACCUCCGAUCCAAAGCUCCCUUUCAAAGUGUUUAGCGUUCCUGAAGCGGCCCCUUUUACAGCUGUGUUGAAAUUCGCAGCCGAGGAAUUCAAAGUCCCUCCCCAAACCAGCGCUAUCAUCACCAACGAUGGCGUGGGAAUCAAUCCUCAGCAAAGUGCAGGAAAUGUCUUCCUCAAACAUGGUUCUGAACUUCGCCUGAUUCCCCGCGACAGGGUGGGAGCCUUUUGAAUGCUGAAAACUUCAUUUGUUAUCAGAUUGAGAAGACUAGUUAUCACCUGCUUAAUUAUGGAUCCAUUUUCUUAGUAUGUUUGUACAUUUACUCUUAAGUGUAGAACAGAGCUGAUAACAUCUACUUUUCAAAUUUAAAGAUAAAACCUUAAAUU